ACGUGUGAUCAAAUGCAUUUGUUCAACCCUGUCGAAAGAAGAGAUUAAAAUCUGCUCUAGUCUUUCGUGUUUGAUUGAAGUUCUCUUGCCCCCUACCUAUAACUACAGUCAUGGCGUCUUUCACUGGGGGCAGGACAGUUCAGUAACCAGCAACGAUUUGUUCACUUUUACUCUGUUAAGCCUUCACGGUCAUUUGUUGGUCACUUUAACUGCCUAGGCGUGCAUACCUGUUAUACAACUCAUUUAAAGUGUCGUCUUAAUUGCGCCCUCAGUUAAUCCUAUAGUAUAGUUUAAGCCUGUCUGGUACACUAGUUGCGUUAUCUAUUGUAAAUCCCGUUAAAGUUAGAAGUUGAACGCAAAUAAAUGACCGUGCAGUGCUAUCUUGUGGGCAAAAUGCCUUGAUGUCAAUCACUGCGGGAAGUGAGACCCGCUUGCGAGUGGAAGCAGAGCAGCUCAAAGGCGGUGAGAGCUGCACGGUGUAAACAUGUGCAAAAAACGCUGGGUGGAAAUCGGGCUGCCAGAAUGUGAAUAGAAGCGGAGAGUCGGCGUUUUCACUUCUCUUCUCUCGCCUUUCUUUGUGAUGUCACUGCUGCUGGAUGUGCUGUAAUUGCCCCGGUGGGGCUGAUGGCGUCAUUCCGUGCCCCUGUGUAGCCUCCCGUGCUUUGCUGGGAGAAGGGGAGCAGGAGCUGAGGCCGACGCGAGCGCCUCCGGCGGCCGAGAUCGAGCAACGCCAAGCCGGACAAGCCGGACACCUCGACUCGGAGAGCAUGGAGGCCGUGGCGGAGGAGCUGCGGGCCGGCUCCCGGAUUCCGGUGACCAUCGAUCAAAUAGUUAACGACACGCUGGUGGUGACGCUCACCUUCCAGGAAAGGAACUACACGGGCAUUUUGCUCGAUUGCAACAAAAAGACUGGUUUGUUCUGCCUGCCAGAUGUCGUAGGAAAGUCAGAGGAGCCUUUCAUAUCCAAACAGGAGUGUGAAAUCUUGAAUGAGGAGCCAUGUUCCAAACCUCCCAUUCAGUCAGCACAGCGGCCAAAGGAUGAGAACACAGAGCCUGAAAAGCCCCCUUGCACCCCUAUUCCCAUACCAGUGCUGCCAGGCCAGGCUACAUACCCACCAUACUUUGAGGGUGCUCCUUUCCCUCAGCCCAUGUGGGUGCGUCACACAUACAGCCAGUGGGUGCCCCAACCUCCACCCAGGCCCAUCAAAAGGAAGAAGAGGCGGUCUCGGGAGCCCGGGCGUAUGACUAUGAGCACCAUUAGACUGCGACCUCGGCAGGUGCUGUGUGAGAAAUGUAAAAACACGCUAACCAGUGAUGAGGACAGCAAAGACGGUUCCACAGUGGCCAAGCCAUCCAGGAAAGAAAAUGCACCACAGGGGGAGGAACAUGCCAAGGAAGCCUUGCCCAAAGUCCAAAAGAAAGAAGACAGCGACACUACAAAGGAAUCCAAAAGGCGAGAGGACAUGUCAAGCUAUGAGAGCAAGAGGUUCAGAAAAGAUAGGAAGGAAGAAGACAAGUUCCCAGGUAGUGAUGUAGUACCACACAGCCCAGUGAUAAAGAUCUCCUACAGCACUCCGCAAGGGAAAGGUGAGGUCAUGAAAAUCCCGUCCAGAGUGCAUGGUUCAGUAAAACCGUUCUGCCCCAAGCAGCUAAUGCAGAAUGGGGAGCACGACGGCAACCGUGAGCCCAAGAAAGAUCUGCGACCCCCAAUGGACUCAAUUAGAACUGGCCUCACGGUGUCAAUCCCCAAGCUCAAACUUCCAAAGCUUUCUGAACAGGACAUCCCGUCACCCAAGAUCCGGUUAAGGUCGCGCGGUGAUGGAGAGGAGCGCAUGUCCGUGUAUGAAGCCGAGUUAGUAGGGGACCCAAGACGUAGGAGUCCAAGGGUUCCAGGGCCGGCCUUGCCCAAGGACUCCACUGAGGAGAAGAACCCCUUGGAGCUGUGGUCGGGCAGCUCGGGAGAGGAAGGUGAGCGGCAUGGUGACCUCACCCUGCUCAUUAACUUCCGCAAGCGCAAGGCUGACUCCUCCAGCCUGUCUGUGUGCAGCAGUGAUAGCCUGGACGAGUCAAAGUCCUUUAGCUCAGAUGGUACAUCACCCGAGCUGUGUGACUUGGCGCCUGGUGAUGUCUCAUCAUCCUCCUCAACACGUGAGGGCCAAGGCAAGACUGUGCCGCCUCUGACGGUGCGCCUGCAUACGCGCAGCAUGAGCAAGUGCGUGACGGAGGAUGGCCAUGCAGUGACCGUGGGAGAUGUAGUGUGGGGGAAGAUCCACGGCUUCCCCUGGUGGCCCGCGCGUGUCCUAAGCAUUAGUGGAAGCCGGAGGGAUGAGGGCGAGAUGGAUGCUCCCUGGCCUGAGGCCAAGGUGUCCUGGUUCGGCUCUCCCACCACCUCACAGUUAUCUGUGGCCAAGCUCUCACCUUUCCGUGAGUUCUUCAGACUGCGCUUCAACCGCAAGAAGAAAGGGAUGUAUCGCCGUGCCAUUAUUGAGGCGGCCAAAGCUGUGGGCCACAUGAGCUCCGAGAUCGCUUCCCUGCUCUCACACUGCGAGACAUAGGAGUGGAGGUCGAAGGCUGAAGCCUGGCUGGGAUUCAGGAGCCCGCGCUCCCCUCCUGUGAUUCCCUCCCGGGAUGGAGAGCGCUUGCGGUUGCCGCGGAUAUUAUGAGGGAAGGUGCUCCCCCCCUCCUCCCUCCCCUCCUCUAACCCACCCACCUGGAAGGAGAAAAUGGCCUCCAUGUGUGGAGCUCUCUGAGCUUGAAGGUGUGAAAGGAGCAGGCAGGUACACCUGGGGAAACUCCACCUGUCUUUGUCUUACGUUAUUUUUUUUUUUUCUGUUUUCGUGGAAUGAGUAGCUUGACACUAAAUCCGAAUGUAUUUAUUGCCAGCGAAGCACAGGCAAACCUCGCUACAGUCUCGUACGAUCCCACUGCUGCUGUUUUCUGUGAGUGAAGGGUUCCUGCCUGUCAGUGGAGUGACUAGCUAAUGAAUUCACCAUGGAGACCAUCAGCCAGCCUGCUCUAGUGGCAUUCUCCUCGUCCACUCUGGCAGGAAAAGAACAAAGUGCAAACUGACAAACACCCGUAUGAUACUAAAUGACAUGUCUUAUUCUAAGGUCUCUUUCCUCUUUCUUUUAAAAGCUGAAAAUGUGAAACUCCUUUUGUAUUCUCUGCAUCUAGAGAUCACUGUAUAGGUCUUAAAACAUGCAGGACAGCAUCAUUCAUAGUUAUGUUCUCACCCGAAGAAUGGAUUUCUCAAGACUGUCCCUGUUCUCUUGAAGAAACGUAACUUCACCAUUUGUUUCUUUUUAUGUUCCACUUUUAUUAUGAUAUUGUUUCAAUGUUCUUGGCCUGAGGGCCUUUUGGAACUGGGCUGUUUGAGAUCCACAGAGUUUCAUAUGUACUUGCUUUAAUUAUUUAAUGUGUCAUGUAAAGAAAAGCACUUUAUCUGUACCUUCGGUGGCCUGCUGGACACUUGUAGAUCGAGCACUAAUUUAGAGGGUUUUUUUUUUUUUUUUUUUUUUUUUUUUUUUUUUUUUGGUUUUGAUCAGCGGGCAACCUCUCUGCAGCCCUCUGCCUCUGACCACCACACCCGGCGCCUUGAAAGUGACUUUUUUUUUCUAUUAUACUUGGACAUGGACAAGAAAACGAGCCGCUUUCAGGAACUAGUUGUGUACACUGUAUUAUUGCAUCUAGUCAGGUUUGUCAACCUACAUUCAUUCUCCUGUCCGCCUCCGCCCCCACCACCUCCCUUCUCAUAAAAACUUUCCACUGGAGAAAUGGACAGAAGUGUAAACUCCUAUGCAUCACGUCUUUAUUAAAGCUUUAAAAAAACAAAACAAAAAAAAAACAAAAAAAAACAGGCACCGUGCUGGAAGGGUACUCUGAAUUUAACACCAGUGUCCUCUGUUGAGCAGCAAGCAGGAUUGAAAUAGCUGCUCUGCUGUGUGAUAUUGCUGCAGGUUUGUUCACUUGUUUUUAUUUUUUUUUUAUUAUUAUUUCUUAAAAGUGCAGUCAAGAGUCACUCUAGUCAUCAGUUGACCUUUAGGGCCUUGGAAAUUUAAAGAGGCACUUCUAUGGUGUGAGGGAGUGAGCGAGGGAAGGAGGGAGGAAAGAAGGUGGGGGAAGGGGAGCCAGCCAAACCCAAGCAGAGGUGUAUUUUAAGCUCACUUCUAAGCGCAAAGCCUCUCACCACUGCCUUUCAGUGGUACAUUAUCUUCCUUUUUAUGGAUUACAUGUUUCCCCCCAUCUCCUUCAACAUGUUUUUGACGGAGGACAGACCGUAGGGCUGGGAUGAAGCAUUGCGUGUGUGCGUGUGUAUGUGUAGGUGUGUCUGAGUGCGUGUGUGUGCGCCAGUACAACAACUUGUGGUUACUGUCCUCUGAUCAGUGGACUUUUUUACAUGGUGUACAUAAAAUAAAAUAUACAAGCAAUA
Molecule: messenger RNA, 4429 nt
Organism: Pygocentrus nattereri (red-bellied piranha)
Lineage: Eukaryota; Metazoa; Chordata; Actinopteri; Characiformes; Serrasalmidae
Gene: pwwp2b
Product: PWWP domain containing 2B
Exons: 3
Coding region: 597-2555 (652 amino acids)
Cellular component (GO): nucleoplasm; nucleus
Source: RefSeq, a predicted model, not a curated record